Messenger RNA from Nothoprocta perdicaria, 892 nucleotides. It is a transcript of the gene SSR2, whose product is annotated as signal sequence receptor subunit 2. Bases 1 to 552 code for a protein of 183 amino acids. NCBI's taxonomy places the organism in Eukaryota, Metazoa, Chordata, Aves, Tinamiformes, Tinamidae. The record is from RefSeq and is a predicted model, not a curated record. Gene Ontology annotation, cellular component: membrane; endoplasmic reticulum. The transcript is spliced from 5 exons.
AUGAAGCUCCUGCUUCUCGCGCUGCUGGCCCUGGUCGGCGCGGGCGGCGCGGAGGAGGGCGCCAGGCUGCUGGCCUCCAAGUCGCUGCUCAACAGAUACGCGGUGGAGGGCAAGGACCUGACCCUGCAGUACAACAUCUACAACGUGGGCUCCAGCGCUGCCCUGGAUGUGGAGCUGUCGGAUGAUUCCUUUCCCCCGGAGGACUUUGGCAUCGUCUCUGGGAUGCUCAAUGUCAAAUGGGACAGGAUCGCUCCGGCCAGCAAUGUGUCGCACACGGUGGUUCUGCGGCCUCUCAAGGCCGGUUACUUCAACUUCACUUCUGCCACCAUCACGUACCUGGCGCAGGAGGGUGGGCARGUUGUGGUUGGUUUCACCAGUGCCCCCGGGCAAGGAGGAAUCCUGGCUCAGCGCGAGUUCGACCGGCGCUUCUCUCCUCACUUYCUGGACUGGGCGGCGUUCGGCGUCAUGACCCUGCCCUCCAUCGGCAUCCCGCUGCUGCUCUGGUACUCGAGCAAGCGCAAGUACGACAGCCCCAAGCCCAAGAAGAACUGAGCAGAGACGGCGGAGAGCAGCCCGGCGCCGCGGGGACAGCAGCUGUGUUGGGGCAGCAACAACCGGCCCCGAGGCUCUGGCUGUGCCGAGCUCGGCACCGCCUGUUCCCACCGCUGUGCCGCCGUUGCCUUCUCCCUAAAAACACGCAGCCCCCRGCUGGAUCAGCUGGAGAUUGGCCUGGCAUCGGCUGGGGCCAGCCCGGCAUCGGCCGGCUCGGCGGCCUCCUCCAAUGCAGGCGCGUCGCAGCUUGCUCCCGUCCUCUCGACUCCCUAAAUUCCGCACCGGAUCCCUCCCCUUCCACGCGCUUCCAUGCCUGUGGAAGCACCCGGGGGCUCAAGCU